Molecule: messenger RNA, 2513 nt
Organism: Thermothelomyces thermophilus ATCC 42464
Lineage: Eukaryota; Fungi; Ascomycota; Sordariomycetes; Sordariales; Chaetomiaceae
Exons: 3
Coding region: 112-2115 (667 amino acids)
Biological process (GO): cellular response to unfolded protein; protein refolding
Cellular component (GO): cytoplasm; mitochondrion
Molecular function (GO): ATP binding; ATP-dependent protein folding chaperone; heat shock protein binding
Source: RefSeq, a predicted model, not a curated record
UCAAUCAAUUCCACUAUCCCAUCUCCUCGUGGUCUGCUUUUCGUGUGUCCCCCCCGCCCAUCCUGCUUAGAGAAGGGUGUUUUUGUUUUUUUAAUAUCAGAUUUGUUCACAAUGAUGGCAACACGGCUUUCUCGCGCCCUCCCCAGGGCCGCAGUAGCUUCCCGCUCGGCGGGCAUGUUCCGCAGGACCCCGGCGUUCGCUAGGUUCGAGUCCACGGAUGAGAAGGUUAAGGGUGCCGUUAUCGGUAUCGAUCUUGGCACAACCAACUCGGCCGUCGCUGUCAUGGAAGGCAAGGCCCCGAGGAUCAUUGAGAACGCCGAGGGUGCUCGCACAACACCUUCAGUCGUCGCCUUCGCCGAGGAUGGCGAGCGCCUCGUCGGUGUCGCUGCCAAGCGCCAGGCCGUUGUGAACCCCGAGAACACUCUCUUUGCCACUAAGCGGUUAAUUGGCCGCAAGUUCACCGAUGCCGAGGUGCAGCGUGACAUCAAGGAAGUUCCAUACAAGAUCAUUCAGCACACCAACGGCGAUGCCUGGGUUGAGGCUCGCGGCCAGAAGUACUCGCCUUCUCAGAUUGGUGGUUUCAUCCUCCAGAAGAUGAAGGAGACCGCCGAGUCCUACCUCAGCAAGCCGGUCAAGAACGCCGUUGUCACUGUUCCUGCCUACUUCAACGACAGCCAAAGGCAGGCCACCAAGGAUGCCGGUCAGAUUGCCGGCCUGAACGUCCUCCGUGUCGUCAACGAGCCCACCGCUGCCGCGCUCGCCUACGGUCUGGAGAAGGAAGCUGACCGCGUCGUCGCCGUCUACGAUCUCGGUGGUGGUACCUUCGAUAUCUCGAUCCUCGAGAUUCAGAACGGCGUCUUUGAGGUCAAGUCGACCAACGGUGACACCCACCUUGGUGGUGAGGACUUUGACAUUCAGCUUGUCCGCCACUUCGUGCAGCAGUUCAAGAAGGAGUCCGGCAUUGAUCUCUCCAACGACCGCAUGGCCAUUCAGCGUAUUCGUGAGGCUGCCGAGAAGGCCAAGAUUGAGCUGUCGUCGUCGCUCCAGACCGACAUCAACCUUCCCUUCAUCACCGCCGAUGCUUCGGGCCCCAAGCACAUCAACCAGAAGCUCACUCGCGCUCAGCUCGAGUCCAUGGUUGAGCCUCUCAUCAGCCGCACUGUCGAGCCUGUUCGCAAGGCCCUGAAGGAUGCCAACCUUCAGGCUAAGGACAUCCAGGAAGUCAUCCUCGUUGGUGGCAUGACCCGUAUGCCUAAGGUUUCCGAGUCUGUCAAGAGCAUCUUCGGCCGUGAGCCUGCCAAGGCCGUCAACCCGGAUGAGGCUGUCGCCAUUGGUGCUGCCGUUCAGGGUGCUGUCCUCUCCGGUGAGGUCAAGGACCUGCUGCUCCUCGAUGUUACUCCCCUCUCUCUCGGUAUUGAGACCCUCGGCGGUGUCUUCACCCGUCUGAUCAACCGCAACACUACCAUUCCUACCAAGAAGUCGCAGGUCUUCUCAACUGCGGCCGACUUCCAGACGGCCGUCGAGAUCAAGGUCUAUCAGGGUGAGCGUGAGCUUGUCCGGGACAACAAGCUCCUCGGCAACUUCCAGCUCGUCGGUAUCCCUCCUGCGCACCGUGGCGUUCCCCAGAUCGAGGUCACCUUCGACAUUGAUGCCGAUUCGAUCGUUCACGUCCACGCCAAGGACAAGUCCACCGGCAAGGACCAGUCCAUCACCAUUGCUUCGGGCUCUGGCCUGUCCGAGGCCGAGAUCCAGAGGAUGGUUGAGGAGUCGGAGAAGUAUGCUGAGCAGGACAAGGAGCGCAAGGCUGUUAUUGAGGCUGCCAACCGCGCCGACAGCGUCGUCAACGACACCGAGAAGGCUCUGAACGAGUUUGCCGACAAGCUCGACAAGACCGAGGCUGACCAGAUCCGCGAGAAGAUGACUGCUCUUCGCGAGUUCGUUGCCAAGGCUCAGUCUGGCGAGGUCACGGCCACUUCUGCUGAGAUCAAGGAGAAGAUGGACGAGCUCCAGGUCGCCAGCUUGAACCUCUUUGACAAGCUGCACAAGGCCCGCGCCGAGUCUGGCGAGCAGAGCCAGAGCACCGAGGGCGAGAAGAAGGACGAGCCCAAGGCUUAAAACUUCUCGCUCUCAAUGUGGGAUCUUCCCCAAUAACCUUGUAUUUUCUCCCAUGUGUCUGACUUGGUUGGAGCGGUCUCCAGUGUAUAUUCUGUGUACUCAUAUACUGUGUUAAAGGGUUUUUGCGGUCCUCCAGUUGUUUAAUAUGCAGACGGCGGACGGCGUUCAAUGAGCAUCAAAACUGGUGCGUUUCAUGGGCAGGGGUCAUUUCAUGAAUUUUCGAUGAUGGGCAGGAAUGGGAUGGGGGCUGGAUAAAGAGGUGCAUACGUGCGUCUGUAAAUGUCUACACGAUCACAAGAAGAAUAUAAUCCAAAUCCCCCCUCAGAAGUAGUGGUCUCUAUGUUUCCUGCCCACAACUCACAUCUACGCGGCCGGCCCUGCGGAAAGGAUGUACCAUC